This is a messenger RNA of Podarcis raffonei (Aeolian wall lizard), 367 nucleotides long. RefSeq names its product MICOS complex subunit MIC10-like. Gene Ontology annotation, cellular component: mitochondrial inner membrane; mitochondrion; MICOS complex. The transcript has a single exon. The record is from RefSeq and is a predicted model, not a curated record. Lineage: Eukaryota; Metazoa; Chordata; Lepidosauria; Squamata; Lacertidae. The coding region runs from base 132 to 245 and encodes 37 amino acids.
CGGUGGCCAAGAUGGCGUUGGAGGGUGAUUUGGGCAGGUAGUGGGACCGGUGCUUGGCUGACUCCACCAUCAAGCUGGGUGCUGGCUUUGGGUUGGGGGUUGUCUUCUCGGUCAUCAUCUUCAAAAGGACGAUGUGGCCCAUCACUCUUGGGUCAGGAAUGGGUUUAGGAAUGGCUUAUUCAAACUGCCAGCAUAACUUCCGGUCUCCUUACCUUCUCCAUGGGCAGUUUGUCAAGGAGCAAUGACGCAGGCCUGACCCACACCUCUCUUUUGUCAGAGGAACAGUUUCACCUUGGCAAUUCCUUGGGAAGGUCGAAGCGUCCCAGCCUUGAGGCAACAGCUUUUGGAAGCGCUUGGCCCAUUGCUC